AAUCUUUUAUACAGUAAUCAUCUGAAGUGUUUAUCAGUUCCCUGUGACAUCGACGCUAUGACAAAUUCAACGGAAACAGGAAUAACCGGAAUGCAAGUAGCAGAGUAUACUUUAUUCACCAUCAUAUUUAUGAUUGCUGUCACCGGAAACACGCUCGUCUGCUUGGUGAUUUUUCAAACUCCGCGCAUGCGUACCACACGUAACUACCUUCUGGUGAAUCUAGCGGUGUCCGAUCUCAUGGUAGCACUGUUUUGUAUCCCCUUCGAUGUGGUACUGAAAGUGACGCAGCCUGUCUGGCCUCUUGGCUCUGCUAUGUGCAAAGUGUUAUGGCCUGCCAUGACUCUCUUUACAAAUUGCUCCGCUGCAACACUUGCUGGCAUUAGCUAUGACAGGUGAGUGUUAAAGUACUCUUGGCAAUUCGCAGACGUUCUCAGGGCUUCAUACCCUGGAGGGGACACGUAGCGAAGCCCUCGCCUUCGUAGUAGGCUAACACACUCCACAUCAGUCUUUAUCACAGAGCCUAAAUUUCUCUUAUUUAGCGGAACAGAAAGGAAGAGCUCCUCUAUAAGCGCGCGUUUAUCAACGACCAGAUUCUAGGACUUAGCGUACCUUUGUUCUCUCACGGCGCUUUAAAUAUCCUAAUGAAGAGAGAGGCGGAGGGGAAAUGAGCGCACCGUAGGCCUCAGGUUUGUCAGUCAAAUGACAACUGUUACGAGUUACCGACGUAAAAUAAGGACCUUAAACCUUUUUUUUUUUUUUACCUUGAUGUGCAGUUAAGCCGGAAGUUCGAAGAUUCGGAACGCUUUGUCCCAGAGACCCUUUGGUCAUCAUCAUCAUCAUCACCAUCAUCAUCGUCAACAUCGUCAACAUCGUCAUCUACAUCAUCAUCAUCAUCAUCAUCAUCAUCAUAAUCAUUGUCACUUGCGUAUGCGAACCAGCAGGCACAUAAGGCCGCGAGUUCAGGCCCCGCCCACACCGCUAGCCGAAUUUGGCUCUUGGUAGCCCCGAGUUUCAAACCUUUACUUGACAAUACUUGUAAACAGCGAGCUUCUUUGUCUCAGGCCAGUUGACAUUGUCAGCAUUGAUAUGUUUAUUGGAUGUAUUUGUUUCACAUAUUUUCUCAGUCUCAUGGGCAUUUGUGCUAUAGACAUUUCCUAGCGUAAAUCAAGUUGGUUUUAACAUUAAUUCACUGAGAAGAUCCUUGUUUGUUUUUACUAAUUAGGUACCGCGCUGUAAUUCACCCGUGGAAGCCGCGCUUCACCACAGUUCAAACUGCUGUAAUCAUAAGCACGACAUGGCUCUUGUCCCUGAUUCUCGUUCUUCCAUAUAUCCUCGCGCUGAAGAUGAAAGAUGGCUCCUGCGUAGAAGACUGGCCUGUGCCAUUUGCCGUUAAACUGUACACCAUGGGCCUGUUUAUCUUUCAGUACGCUCUUCCGCUGGUGAUCAUCGGCUUGGCGUACACGAUGGUCGCUCUAAAGCUACGCGAGCAGGCUUCUCGCAUAGCGAAAAACCGAAAGAUAAGUGGCAUCUCCGACAGUGCUUACAGUAAAGCUAAGAAUUCCUUCAACAAGUACAGCGAGGCUGCGCAAACUGAUGAGAGUGAGCUACCGUCAAAUGAACACACGGCCGUUUACACUCAAAAUCCAACCGCGAUCAAACGCCUAGACAACUCCCAGAAAGAACACACUUCCAGCGCCCGACAAGAGGAGAAACGCCUCCACCGCAACACUAAGAUUGUACAANAUCAUCAUCAUCAUCAUCAUCAUCAUCAUAAUCAUUGUCACUUGCGUAUGCGAACCAGCAGGCACAUAAGGCCGCGAGUUCAGGCCCCGCCCACACCGCUAGCCGAAUUUGGCUCUUGGUAGCCCCGAGUUUCAAACCUUUACUUGACAAUACUUGUAAACAGCGAGCUUCUUUGUCUCAGGCCAGUUGACAUUGUCAGCAUUGAUAUGUUUAUUGGAUGUAUUUGUUUCACAUAUUUUCUCAGUCUCAUGGGCAUUUGUGCUAUAGACAUUUCCUAGCGUAAAUCAAGUUGGUUUUAACAUUAAUUCACUGAGAAGAUCCUUGUUUGUUUUUACUAAUAAGGUACCGCGCUGUAAUUCACCCGUGGAAGCCGCGCUUCACCACAGUUCAAACUGCUGUAAUCAUAAGCACGACAUGGCUCUUGUCCCUGAUUCUCGUUCUUCCAUAUAUCCUCGCGCUGAAGAUGAAAGAUGACUCCUGCGUAGAAGACUGGCCUGUGCCAUUUGCCGUUAAACUGUACACCAUGGGCCUGUUUAUCUUUCAGUACGCUCUUUCGCUGGUGAUCAUCGGCUUGGCGUACACGAUGGUCGCUCUAAAGCUACGCGAGCAGGCUUCUCGCAUAGCGAAAAACCGAAAGAUAAGUGGCAUCUCCGACAGUGCUUACAGUAAAGCUAAGAAUUCCUUCAACAAGUACAGCGAGGCUGCGCAAACUGAUGAGAGUGAGCUACCGUCAAAUGAACACACGGCCGUUUACACUCAAAAUCCAACCGCGAUCAAACGCCUAGACAACUCCCAGAAAGAACACACUUCCAGCGCCCGACAAGAGGAGAAACGCCUCCACCGCAACACUAAGAUUGUACAAAUGUUGGUGGCCGUUGUCUUAUCUUACGCCAUCUGCCUUCUACCCAACCAAGUGGUGUGGUUAUGGUACGAGUUUGGUUCAGGUUCGAAGUGGGUUCAUUUGAACACAUUUCUUACUUUUGGAAGUAUUAUGGUUUAUGUCAAUAGCUGUGUGAACCCGCUUCUGUACGCCGGUAUGAAUGAUGAAUUUAGGAAGGGUUUUGUUAAAAUUCUAAAGUGCCGAAGCAAGAUUUUUCGUCCCUACAUUCCAUAG
This is a messenger RNA of Porites evermanni, 2857 nucleotides long. Lineage: Eukaryota; Metazoa; Cnidaria; Anthozoa; Scleractinia; Poritidae. The record is from the annotation of a GenBank genome assembly.